Tricharina praecox is the source of this 384-nucleotide messenger RNA. RefSeq names its product mitochondrial import inner membrane translocase-like protein subunit tim16. NCBI's taxonomy places the organism in Eukaryota, Fungi, Ascomycota, Pezizomycetes, Pezizales, Pyronemataceae. The transcript is spliced from 2 exons. Bases 1 to 384 code for a protein of 127 amino acids. Gene Ontology annotation, cellular component: TIM23 mitochondrial import inner membrane translocase complex. Gene Ontology annotation, biological process: protein import into mitochondrial matrix. The record is from RefSeq and is a predicted model, not a curated record.
AUGGCCCGCCUCCUCUCCCGCCUCACGCGCACCUACCGUCGCAUCCUCACGUCCGCGCAGACGACGACCACCUACGCCUCUUCCGCCGCCCGAGCGCGCGUAGCCCCAGACACGACCUCACGCACCGGCCUAACUUUAUCCGAAGCAUGCCAGAUCCUGAACGUGCGGCCGCCACAGCACGGAAAGGCGGACAUGAGUAUUGUGUGGCAGCGGUUUACGCGGCUGUUUGACGUGAACGAGCCCGAGAACGGCGGGAGUCUGUAUCUGCAGAGCAAAGUCCUCCGUGCAAGGCAGAGGAUCGAGGAGGAGGUUGCCAAGGCGCAGGAGAAGGCCGAGAGGGAGGAGGAGCUGCAGAGGGGGUGGAGGCCGAAGCUUUUUCGGUAG